Messenger RNA from Girardinichthys multiradiatus, 4464 nucleotides. Its product is annotated as transcription factor COE1-like. The transcript is spliced from 17 exons. Gene Ontology annotation, biological process: regulation of transcription by RNA polymerase II. The coding region runs from base 585 to 2384 and encodes 599 amino acids. The record is from RefSeq and is a predicted model, not a curated record. Gene Ontology annotation, molecular function: RNA polymerase II cis-regulatory region sequence-specific DNA binding; DNA-binding transcription factor activity, RNA polymerase II-specific. NCBI's taxonomy places the organism in Eukaryota, Metazoa, Chordata, Actinopteri, Cyprinodontiformes, Goodeidae.
ACCUCUCUCUCUUUCUCUCUCUCUCUCUCUCUCUCUCUCUCUUUUUCUUUCUCCUGGGGCGGUUGAAGCGCCCCCCUUGUUUGGUUCUCAGAGAGAGGGGUCCUUUGGGAAGAGUCACAAAGCGAUUUCCUCAGAGCUAGUACGGAGCUUCUAGAGCGCAGGACUCAGCGCUGAUCUGGACAUCACCCACGCCACGGCACGUCCCGCGGACCGCAGAGCUGCAGGCAGGGAGGGAAGAAGAGUCUGAAAGAUGAAGAAAGAAGUGUCAGACAAUGAUGACAUCUGAUCUCCCUUUUCUACUCGCUGACAGCUCAAACUGUGGAUCUCAACGAACCAGGAGUGACUUCUUGAGGCUCAAUCUGGUUCCCGUCAUUCUUUGAGCAGUUUAAUACAUCUUUGUAAAUGUUGGGACAAGUCGAAUCUCAGUAUUGUAAGAUUUAGUUUCCAAUCCCUGCUCAGGACGGGAGGCUGAGGAGUAAAGAGCAGCAGCUAGGAGCGCACCCACGUUGUCCGAGUGACGGAUCCACAGCAGAACAAGUGCGCAGCUGGGGUGGAUAAAGACCGGGUUUUCGGAGGUUUUGUUCAUGUUCGGGAUCCAGGAAAGCAUCCAGAGAAGCGGCAGCAGUCUGAAAGAAGAGCCGCUGGGAGGCAUGAACGUCCGGAGCUGGAUGCAGGGAGGCGGUGUGCUGGACGCCAACACGGCCGCUCAAAGUGGAGUGGGUCUGGCCCGGGCUCACUUUGAGAAGCAGCCGCCCUCCAACCUGCGGAAGUCCAACUUCUUCCACUUCGUCCUGGCUCUGUACGACCGGCAGGGCCAGCCGGUGGAGAUCGAGAGGACCAACUUUGUGGACUUCAUCGAGAAAGAGAAGGAGACGAGCGGAGAGAAGACCAAUAACGGGAUUCAUUACCGGCUUCAGCUUCUCUACAGUAACGGCAUCAGAACAGAGCAGGACUUUUAUGUCCGACUCAUAGACUCCAUGACUAAACAGGCAAUUGUGUAUGAAGGACAAGACAAGAACCCAGAGAUGUGUAGAGUGCUGCUGACACAUGAGAUCAUGUGCAGUCGGUGCUGUGACAAGAAGAGCUGCGGAAAUCGUAAUGAGACGCCCUCAGACCCUGUUAUCAUCGACAGAUUUUUCCUUAAGUUUUUCCUCAAGUGCAACCAGAACUGCUUAAAGAAUGCUGGGAACCCAAGAGACAUGAGAAGGUUCCAGGUGGUUGUUUCAACUACGGUGAGCGUGGAGGGACAUGUCCUGGCAGUCUCUGACAACAUGUUCGUCCACAACAACUCCAAACAUGGCCGACGGGCCCGCAGGCUUGACCCUGUGGAGGGAACCCCAUCUUAUCUAGAACACGGAGCAGCUCCCUGUAUUAAAGCCAUCAGUCCCAGCGAGGGGUGGACUACAGGGGGCGCUACAGUCAUCAUCAUAGGUGACAACUUCUUUGAUGGCCUCCAAGUUAUCUUCGGUACCAUGCUGGUUUGGAGCGAGCUGAUAACGCCUCACGCCAUUCGGGUGCAGACACCUCCCAGACACAUUCCUGGGGUUGUAGAGGUCACUCUGUCUUACAAGUCCAAACAGUUCUGCAAAGGCACACCAGGAAGGUUCAUAUACACAGCACUGAAUGAACCAACCAUCGACUACGGUUUUCAGAGGCUUCAUAAGGUUAUCCCUCGGCACCCUGGGGACCCUGAGAGGCUUCCAAAGGAGGUUAUUCUGAAAAGAGCAGCAGACCUGGUGGAAGCCCUCUAUGGAUUGCCUCAUAACAACCAGGAGAUCAUCCUGAAACGAGCAGCGGACAUAGCGGAAGCUCUCUACAGCGUUCCGCGAACACACACCCAGCUCUCCGGCUCAACGCACACAGGCAUGAUGGGAGUGAACUCCUUCACUGGGCAGUUGUCCGUCAACGUCUCAGAACCGUCACAAGCCAAUCAGGGGUUUGUGCGCAGCAGCAGUAGUGUGUCGCCUCACGGUUAUGUGCCGAGUUCCACACCUCAGCAGACCAGCUACACCUCAGUCAGCAGCACCAUGAAUGGCUACGCUAACAACGGUGGCAUGACCAACCUCGGAGGCUCGCCCACUUUCCUCAAUGGAUCUGCAGCCAACUCGCCUUAUGCUAUUGUUCCAUCGAGUCCCACCAUGGCCUCCUCCACCUCUCUACCCUCCAACUGUUCUUCUUCUUCCGGAGUCUUCUCCUUCUCCCCGGCCAACAUGGUGUCAGCGGCCGUUAAACAGAAGUCCGCCUUUGCACCAGUGGUGAGGCCAUCAUCCUCUCCUCCUCCUUCCUGCACUAGUGCCAACGGCAACGGACUUCAAGAUCAAACAUUUGUGGACUCUAGCAAGUACUCAACAGCCGGCUCUCUACAAGGCCUGGCCUUCACCUGAACAAUCCCAGGAAUGAUCGUCCCGCCCAUGUAAAGGUGUGAGCAUGUGGUUUUGUGUGUAUGUGUGUGUUUGUUGGUAUAUAUGAGUCAAGCACACUCUCGCUGAUGCUGCUGGAGGAUUUGCUCCAAGAUGGACUCCGGUUGAGGAUGGAGGCAUCCAUCCAGAUGUGAAGGAACAAAACCAACUCAGGCCAUUUCUAACAAGAAAAAACACAAGGAGAACAGAACAGUUUGUAGAAAUGUUUGUACAAUGUAUUGGUUUUAUAGGAGAAUGGCCACAUCUAAGAUUAUGACUCUCCAUGAUCACAGGAAGAGUGUUAUUAUGGACAGAAUCCACUUCCUCUCUUCAGAGAUUGAUUUUUCUUUUUUUGUGCUACAUGUGAUGACCUUCUUUUCAAUGUAACCUACAUGAGCAGUUUUCUAUUUAUGGAGUUUUGUCUUCAAUGAAGGAAUAUAAUGUGAAGAGGACCUGAUGAUGAUGAAAAGGCAAGACAGUGAUGAAGAGGGCUUCACACAGGGCCUGAUACAGCCAACACAGACAAGCCAAACCUUCACAGACACACCUUCACUUGUGUUUUUUGCCAAAUCCACCCCUUCAUCACUUCCCCAGCUUCAUUGUUUUAGCUGAAGUACUCACAUUCUUCUGCUAAGGUUUCAGUCACUCAGAAAAAUCUAAACGUUUACUUUAAGCUUGCUUCUCAUGCAUCUGCUCUGCGGUUCUCAUGUUACAUAAUCUGAAACAAGUUCAAGAGAAAAUUGGUAUAAACUGACAAUUAAAACACCACAAAUGAAUUUAUCUCCUCAGGGGUGAUCAUGAUUUGCCAACAGCAACUCUGUUUGAUCCAACCCAAUUUCGGUUUUAAAGUCAGACACAGUCAUCUUUGUGAGAAGGAAAACACGUCUUAAAGGACUGCUGCCAUUUUUAUUUAAGUGUUUUGUGUGAAUUAGAUUCUUACUUUUUUUUUUUAAUGUGGUUUGGUUUUGCUGUGUUGUAAGAUCUUUAUGCGGGAUGAAACGGCCAAUAGUGCUCCCUUUGAUGCUUGACCUUUGACCUGGUUUAAUUGGCAGAAGGAGAAAAAUCAGCCAAUGGUGUGUCUUACCUUACAUUCUGCACUGCAAAAAAUGUCAAGCAGAAAAUCUGCCUUUCACAUUUGAAAAACCUUUUUUAAAUACCUGCUUCCGAACUGAGCAGAUAAAAAAAUCCUUAGAAACAGCAUCUGUGAUUUUAAAAGGUUGUGUAAAAACAUUUCCAUUUGAAGAUAUCUAUAUGAUUUAUCUCCUUGCAUUAGUCAAUCCCACCAUGAUGGUGCCAUAAAUUUAGUGAAGAAAAUUAAGGUGUAAGUAAUAAUAUUCAGAAGCAAGAGAGCUGAAUUAAGAAUCACUGCGCAACUCGCUUUCAUUUCUUAUACUGAAGACUCUCUAUUUCUGUUUGUCAAAGAUAUUGUGACACUUUUUCUUAUCUUGUCAUGUUUGCUGGCGUAUCUAAAGAUGCAUUUACUAUAAUAAUUAUACUCUUCAUUUACAUUGUGCUACUUAGUAGGGACAGUGAAGCUAGCUUUUGCAGAGAUGUCACUGUCACACUUCUUUUCAUUCUUAUUGAUCACCUGACCAUCUAGGGAUGAACCGUCAAUGCUGUAAAAGCAGUCUGUUAGGGCCCCUUGGGGUCAAAAAAAUUGAUUGAAGCUUAAGCAUUUUUCAUCGGUGCAAAUAGAGCCUCUGCAUGUUGUGGUGAGAGAUUAAUACAGAUUACCAUCAGGUCAUUGCAGCAUCAUUUGAGUAGAUCUUAGUUUAUAGCAGUGGCACAUUUUAUGUUAAUGUGUUGCCUUUGCAUUGUAAUACUUGUACCACAGAGUUUUCAAUUAAAGAAAAUCUAAAAUCUUUGCCAGCCUGGAUUAGUUUGAGAUCACAUUUCAUAUGCUACAGAUUAAGAUGAAGUUGAGCACAAAGUUGUUUAUACGCCUGGCAGAUUUUGAUUUUAUUCAACCAAGAAAUUUCUGAUAGCUCAAAAGAUGGAAAGCUAAUAAAAUAAUGUACAAAAAGUGUUCAUUUCUCAAAAACAAUAAAUAAGUUCUCUGUUUCAA